This is a messenger RNA of Peniophora sp. CBMAI 1063, 1602 nucleotides long. NCBI's taxonomy places the organism in Eukaryota, Fungi, Basidiomycota, Agaricomycetes, Russulales, Peniophoraceae. The record is from the annotation of a GenBank genome assembly.
AUGUCCUCUGAAAAAGAUGCAGACGUUCGUGAUGCCGCGUCCGUGAAGUCCAGUCGCUCGGAGCUGGACAAGGCAAUCGACGCCAGGACAGAGGAUGUGUACACGGAGGGCUCCCUCGACCCGGUCUACCAAGCAAAGGCCACUAUUCUGAAUGAUGCGUUGCAGGAGAUUGGUAUGGGGAAGUACCAAUGGUUCUUGUUCGUCGUGGCCGGCUUUGGAUGGUUGUCAGAUAACCUCUGGCCUAUUGUCACGGGUCUCAUCUUAUCCCCUGUCGUCUACGAGUUCAACGUUGAGGGACCCUUCUUGAAGCUUGGACAAAACAUCGGUCUCCUCGUUGGUGCUGCCUUCUGGGGCAUCGGCUCAGAUGUGUGGGGACGAAAGUGGUGCUUUAACUUGACGCUGGGCAUGACGGGCGUAUUUGCGGUCGCCGCCGGCGCGUCGCCGAACUACGUCGCGCUGUGUUCUCUGGCGGCUGUGUGGAGUAUCGGCGUGGGAGGCAAUCUUCCGGUGGAUAGCGCCGUCUUCCUUGAGUUGAUUCCCGCCAGUCAUCAGUUUCUGCUGACUGUCCUAUCAAUAUGGUGGGCCUUCGGUCAGCUUCUGGGAAGCUUGGUAGCUUGGCCGCUGAUAGCCAACUUCUCAUGCCCUGCUCCUACACCGACAUCACCCUGCCUUGAACGGGAUAACCGCGGAUGGCGCUACUUCUUGUACACCAUGGGUGGUCUCAUGCUUUUCCUCUUCUUCGUCCGCUUCGGGCUCUUCAACUUGUACGAGAGUCCGAAGUACCUGAUGGGGCGUGGUCGAGAUGAAGAAGCCGUAGCGGUUGUGCACAAGGUUGCUGCAUACAAUGGAGUCAAGAGCUCUCUUACCCUCGAGAUGCUGCAAGCGGCCGAGACCCGCUACGCGAGGAAAUCGGAUGAAGAGGGAGCGGAACGCGCUCUAGACACUUCGGCUAUGGGUGCAAUCAAGAGGAAGCUGGACGUCUUCGGCUGGGAGCAUGUUACACCACUCUUCGCUACGCGGAAACUGGCAUGGUCGACCUCUCUUCUCAUCGUCAUCUGGGCUUUGAUUGGCCUCGCUUUCCCGCUCUACAACGCAUUUGUGACUUAUUUCCUACAAACUCGCGGCGCUGACUUCGGCGAUGGUUCAGUGUACAUCACAUACCGCAAUCAAGUCAUUCUGAGCGUCAUCGGUAUCCCAGGCGCUUUGCUCGCUGGAUGGAUCGUUGAGAUCCCAUACCUGGGUAGACGCGGCUCCCUGGCCAUCUCUACGGUUCUGACUGGGGUAUUCCUCUUCGCCUCGACUACAGCACGGACGUCUGACGCACUGCUCGGAUGGAAUUGCGCAUACUCUUUCACAUCCAACAUCAUGUACGGCGUCUUGUAUGCCCUCUCGCCCGAGCUCUUUCCCACGAAGGACCGAGGAACUGGCAACGCGCUUGUCGCGAUGGCCAACCGCGUCUUUGGUAUCAUGUCGCCUAUUAUUGCCCUCUACGCCGAUCUGACCUCCUCGGUGCCCAUCUACAUAUCAGGAGCACUGUUCUUGGUUUCUGGAGUGCUUGCGCUUCUUUUGCCCUUCGAUCCUCGUGGCAAGGCAUCGUUGUAG